AUUGGGCAUUCAGACUCCCACGAGGGGUCGCAUGCAAAAGAUUUGCAAAAGGGUUUAUUGUUUCUUUGCUUUCGGGAGCCGAAAUUGUUUGCUAUCGACACAGUUCUACAAUCAAAUAACCGCACGGAAAAAUGGCAGGAGGCAAAGCUGGGAAGGACAGUGGAAAAGCCAAGGCAAAAGCAGUGUCGCGCUCCCAGAGAGCUGGUCUGCAGUUCCCAGUGGGUCGUAUCCACAGGCACUUGAAAACUCGUACAACCAGCCAUGGUCGCGUAGGAGCUACAGCAGCUGUAUACAGCGCAGCUAUCCUUGAGUACCUCACUGCUGAAGUACUAGAGUUGGCAGGCAAUGCUUCCAAAGACUUGAAGGUGAAGCGUAUUACUCCCCGCCAUUUGCAGCUGGCCAUCCGUGGUGAUGAGGAGUUGGACUCUCUUAUCAAGGCAACAAUUGCUGGAGGAGGUGUGAUUCCCCACAUCCACAAAUCCCUCAUUGGGAAGAAGGGCCAGCAGAAGACUGCAUAGAUGCCAUGUUGACCAGAAAUUUUGGGGCUUGGGUUUUGAUCGGACCAGGAGUUCACUUUUGUUCUUUUUUAUUAUUAAUAUUAUAGCGAACGAAGAGUGAUUGUUAGACUUUGUGUUGUUGUUAUAUUUUCCCAUAUCUAGAAAAAGUACAGAAAACCCCCUUAACAGCAAAACCCUUUGUAUGUUAUCGUAGAACGUUUGACUGGGGAGUUCAUAAUCAUUUCAAAAGUGACAGUGAAUUUGUUUGAUUGGCUUGGAACUGUAAUGUUUUAUACAAAGAAAUUGUUAAACCAUUUUUUUAUAUAAAAAAAACUUGUUUCUGUGGUUAUUUUCUUGAAGUUACAAUAUUUACUAUAAUACAAAUUUUUAAGGUAAAACUUUUUUUUGGACAGCAUAAUGGAUAACAAGACAGCUAAAUGUGAGAUGGUGCUUUGUUUCCUUUUAACUUACUGUAAUAUUUUGAACUGCACAAGAAUAGUGAUGUAUUAAAAACAAUUUUUUUACAUCAAACUGAAAAUAAUUGAAAACUUCUUACAACUCUG
Molecule: messenger RNA, 1060 nt
Organism: Sphaeramia orbicularis (orbiculate cardinalfish)
Lineage: Eukaryota; Metazoa; Chordata; Actinopteri; Kurtiformes; Apogonidae
Gene: h2az2a
Product: H2A.Z variant histone 2a
Exons: 5
Coding region: 132-518 (128 amino acids)
Cellular component (GO): nucleosome
Molecular function (GO): structural constituent of chromatin; DNA binding; protein heterodimerization activity
Source: RefSeq, a predicted model, not a curated record